Zea mays is the source of this 3208-nucleotide messenger RNA. Its product is annotated as putative F-box protein At2g33190. Lineage: Eukaryota; Viridiplantae; Streptophyta; Magnoliopsida; Poales; Poaceae. The transcript has 3 exons. The record is from RefSeq and is a predicted model, not a curated record. Bases 1286 to 2653 code for a protein of 455 amino acids. Gene Ontology annotation, molecular function: protein binding.
UAAGCCAUGGCUGUUAAGCCUUCCUUCGCUGAGAUUUUUCUAUCCCUCCAACUCAGAUGCUGCUCUGGUCAUUUGUCAAAUUUAGAUGGGAAAGGAGGAAUAAUCUGGACCACUGAAGAAAAAUUGGACUAGGAUAGCGCCAUCAGUGGUUGAAGCUCAGAUAUCAGAUGCAUACUGAGGAUGAAGGGAUAUACAUUUAUUCAGCAUAACCAUCACCAUCAGUAGAUUAUUCAGCACACCAAGAAAAGCAUUGGCUUAUGGAUUAUUCAGCAUUGCGAUAGAUCGUGCUAGUAGGCUUAGCACCACAUCAAUCUACAAAGAUACUUCCGGCUACCUGGAAAUGCACGAAAAUCAAAUAAACAGGAAACUCUGGAGUUGCAUGGCACCACGAAAAUGUGGAUUGACAUUUGAUACCGAACUGCAAUAAUCAUCACUGCUGCUGGUGUGCGCAAGGGCUGAAAACUUGCCUAGCCCAGGCAACGAUUCUCGUGUAGGAUUUUGAUGGCCUGCCUGGAUAUAAAAGCUGCCUGGCAGGUAGCAAGCAAACACGCCCGGGACGAAUGGAGAUGGGGAUAAUCAGGUUACUGUCAGGCGGAGCUCCAAGCUCCCAAGGGAUAGUAGCUUGCAGCGGUCGGGCACGGCGACGACAUCGGAAUUGGGGGGUGGGGCAGUGGCAGAUGGUCCCGAAGGAUUUUGGACGGUUUCCGACCUUACAUCGCGGCCGGAGGGCUCGGGCCAUUGCCAAUGGUAGGCGGUCGCAAGUAGAGGCGUAGCUGGCGAAGGUGGUGGCGUGGGGAUUGGGGUAGGAUGGAGGCGGGAUAAAGGGAAGGAAGAUGAGGCACGCAGUGGCCACGGCAGCGGCAUGACUGACGUCCAGAGGCAACUUCGGCGGUUCGGUUCCCGCAACAGGGUUUCAGUGAUUUUAUUUUUGGUUACGGAUGUUUACCUCGGCUGCGACGGCGAGCAGCAGCUUCUCCGCGGCGACGCCGGCGCAGGCUUUCAGUUGCAUUGGCCUAGGAGUAGGCAUUCACAGAGGAGUAGCGUGCUGCACGUUCCUAGAGCAUAGUUGAGCGAGAAGGGUGGCCGGUGCGCGACGAAUUGGAGGCCGGAGUUGGAGACCGCCGCCCAAUCAGCUAAUUGACGUGAACCUUUUUAAACGAUCUUGGCUUCCUGGAAUUAGGAACGUGGAUUUGGUAAGUAUUAUCAUCCAUCCAGAUUUUCGUCUUUGCGUCAGUACUAUUCCUGUUCACGUUCCAAGAGUGAAUUUUGUAGAUCUGCUCCUCCAAUGGCGACCUUUAGCAAGGCUAGCAGGUUGUGUGGUGCAGUGACUAUGCAACCAAAACAGCUGUGGAGUCUACUACUCUCGAGAAUCUUGCCUAAGCUGCUCGGUCUUCCUGGUAUUUUGCUGAAGAAAUUCCGAAAGGAAGGUGUGAUGGAAUUGGAUGCUGCUGCAUUGCCAGAGCUGCCACAGGAUGUGUUGAUGGACAUCUUUGGUACACUUGAGGUCCCUGACCUCAUCCGAGCAGGCUCGGUUUGCUCGUCAUGGCAUGCUACCUACAAAUGCUUGCUCGACCUGAGGCAAUACAAGCAACCCCAGACACCAUGCCUGUUCUACACUUGUGAAUCUGCCGGUAGCAACGUAGGGUUUCUAUACAGCCUCAAGGAAAAUAGGUCCUACAAGUUAACUCUACCGGAGCCACCCAUCCGCAGUAGGUUACUGAUCGGGUCCUCCAACGGUUGGUUGAUUACUGCAGAUGAGAGGUCGGAGCUGCACCUUGUGAAUCCCAUAACUGGAGAACAGGUUGCACUUCCCUCUGUGAUUACCAUAGAGCAUGUGAAGCCCAUCUUUGAUGCAUCAGGUACUAUCCGUAUGUACGAGUUGUCAUAUCAGACACCACCCGACCUGUUUGAUCUCGGUGAUCUGCGCGAUGAACUCUACUUCAAGGCAUUUGUGUUUCCCGAUCCAUCCACCACUGGAAGCUACAUCGUGGUUCUUAUCCAUGAGCCAUAUUCACGACUUUCGUUUGCACGACCGGGAGAUGACAAGUGGACCUGGGUUGGACAAGGUAGCCAAUAUAAAGACUGCACAUAUGUGGAUGGUCUUUUGUAUACAGUGAAUUACUCUGGAGAAAUUGAUGCGUUUGAUUUUACCGCGUCUCCUGUUAAAAUGACAGUAAUUAUGAAAGAGCUGAAGUAUCCUGUAUGUGAAAACAUGUACAUUAUUCAGGCUCCAUGGGGUGAUCUGCUGCAUGUUUGGAGGACUAUUGACGUUCCACCCAAUGCUCCGCCGUGGGUCCCUGGAAAAUGCAUGGUCGAAACCUUAAAAAUACAAGUGCAUAAAGUGGACUUGGAAGCAAAGCAACGAGUGGAAAUAAACAGAUUGCAGUGUGAUAGUGUUUUAUUUCUUGGCCACAACGAUUCACUUUGCCUUAGUACUCAAGUACAUCCAGAACUCAAGUCAAAUCAUGCAUAUUUCACUGACGAUUUUAAAGAAUUGACUGUUUUAUUAAAAAAUUGCAUGCGUGAUAUGGGAGUUAUGGACUUGGAAAAUAGUGUCAAGAAGGAAAUUGUCUCUCAAAUUUGGUCCAACUGGCCCUGUCCCACUUGGAUAACACCCAAUCUUAUGAAGCUGAAUCAGGCAUUCAACAGAUAGCUUUUUAGCGGUAAAGGCUCAUGAACGAGAAGGCCAGGAUGUUGUCCAUGGAGCAGAGGAAGCGGCUGCAGCUCGCCAGGCUGCUCGCCAUCGACCGACCCAUCUGGCUGCUGGACGAGCCCUCCGUCGCGCUGGACGCAGAGGGUACCAGGCUGCUUGAACACAUCAUCGCGGAGCACCGGGAGAAGGGUGGCAUCGUGUUCGUGGCCACGCAUCUGCCGAUUCAGAUUGAGGAUUCUAUGUCGCUUCGGCUUCCCCGGAGGAAGACGCUGGUUGAUCUUGUCCAUUGAUGGCUUGAUGCCAAUGUGACCAGGAAUUUAGCUGUAUAUCUUUCUAAUUCCGCCCCAGCUAUCUGUCUGAAUGCUGUCAGAGCAAUAAUUUUUUUUGCUGGUGCUGCAUUUGUCAUCCUUUUUUGACAGCAUGACAAUACAUUCUCUAUGUUGAUAAUAUGUGCAGUUGUUAUUUGUGAUCACUGUUUUGAUGCAUUGGCCCAUGUAUUUGGGAACAAUAGAAGGCAUUUGCCAUGUCUGAUAUAUGUACAGCUGUUCUUUGCGA